CGCCUAUUGGUUUACUCUGGCUUUUUUGCUACUAAAAAGCUUGAUGAAACGUCAGAAACUCAAGAAGGGUAUGUUCUUACAGCUUCUUCUAAGCUGCUUUUGAAGAGUGAAAUCCCAAAUCUGUCUCCUUUUGUUAGAGCAUUGGUAGAUCCAGUUAUGGUGAUUCCAUGGCAGUGUUUGGGAGAUUGGUUUCUUGGAAAUGAAGCCACCUCAUUUGAAACAGUAUAUGGUGCACCCAUGUGGGAAUAUUGUGAUCAAAAUCCAAGAUACAACAAAGCUUUCAAUGAAGCAAUGUCUAGUGAUUCCGAAAUGACGAGUUUGGUAGUGAAGGACUGCAGAGAAAUUUUUGAAGAGCUAGAUUCCUUGGUUGAUGUUGGAGGAGGCACUGGUGUUAUGGCUAAGACUAUUUUGGGUGCAUUUCCUCGUAUAAAAUGCACUGUCUUAGACCUCCUUCAUGUUGUUGCUAAUAUGCCAGAGAUAGAAAAUUUGAAAUAUGUGGGAGGUGACAUGUUUCAGUCAAUUCCCCCUGCUGAUGCCUUUUUGUUUAAGAUGAUUAUGCAUGAUUGGAGUGAUGAGUAUUGUGUGAAGAUGCUAAAGAGAUGUAGAGAAGCUAUUUUUAAUAUUAAUGAGUUGUUCAAAGCACAGGCUCAUAUCUACAAGCAUGCAUUUGGUUAUGCAAAUUCCAUGGCCUUGAAUUGUGCCAUUCAAUUUGGCAUACCAGAUAUUAUACAUAACCAUAAAAAACCAAUCACUCUUCCUGAACUACUUUCAGCACUCAAACUUCCCUCAUCAAAAUCAACUGGCAUUUAUCGACUAAUGUGCCUGUUGGUGCACUCUAGAUUCUUUGCUACAGUAAAGAUCGACGAAAACUCAGAUACAGAAGGAUAUAUUUUGACAACUCCUUCAAGGUUUCUUCUUGAGAGUGAAAUCUCAAUUGUCACCUUGUGUUAG
Messenger RNA from Nicotiana tabacum (common tobacco), 951 nucleotides. NCBI's taxonomy places the organism in Eukaryota, Viridiplantae, Streptophyta, Magnoliopsida, Solanales, Solanaceae. The record is from RefSeq and is a predicted model, not a curated record.